ACACGAUGUCGGACGACGAGAUGGUCACAGAACCUGCGCGUCCACCCCUCUUCUUUGCCAGCUCGGAUGAAGAAGAGGACGCGGAAGAUAUGGCUGCUGAAUCUGAGGCCCGGGUGGCUCCAGAGACGUCAAGCCCAUCGUCUCGCGCCUCUUCCCCUCCCAUAGUCAUCGUAGACAGCGAUGAAGAGACGAAAGUGGACUCCCACAUCCCGCAGAAACGCGCUGCGCACACAGAGGAGAUAGUUGACGACCACAAGAGCCCGCUGAAAGCGCAACCGAACCGAGAGGCACCUUCAGCCGACCCUGUACGCUCAUCCGUGCCGCCUGCGGCGAAGAAACGACGCGUAUCCCCGGAGGCACCGCCAUCACCGGACUCGUCCCCCACUUACAUCGGUGAAAUGGUGUUCGGGCACGCAUGGAGCAACGUCUCCGGCACGGGGUACAUCAAAGUGAACGACGCGGUGCAAAUCUUGCGAGGGUCCCCACACGGCCAAAAGAAAACGGAGGACAAGAAAGCGCUGGGCACUGCAAAGACUAAAAAGUCUGGGGACGGCAAGAAGCAGAUGUCUCUCACUGCAAUGUUGAAGCAGCCGGCCAAGUCAUCCUCGAAGAAAAAGCCUGAUACCAUUGUGCGGCUGUACAACUCUCGGGGGUUCGAGUUUGGCAGACUACCUCAGGACGUCUCUUCUUGGAUCGCGAAACUGCUUGAUUUCGGUAUCGUCGAAUUCCGGGGCAAGAUGACGGAUUGUCCGAACAAACUUACCGUUGGGGUCAAUCUUAUCGUCUCGGCGGACGUCUACAUGUUGCCCACUGCAUUCAAGCCUUUCGGUCAAGAAACCGCCCAAGAAACCGCUACAGACAAGACUUUCCUGAUGUCCGAAGGAGCGGAGACUUUGGACGAACAGGCUUUGCGUGAAAGGAAGGCAUCUGUACUCAAACUGUUCGAGGUCCUCAAUCUGCGACCUCAAGCAGGAGCGAAUCUCUCCGGAAGCAAAUCGGACGAGGAAAUCCAUGACGAGGCAAUGAAGAACAUAGCGAAACACAAAACCAAAAAGGUCACUGAAAUCGUCGGCGACGGCGAGGAGAUCGAAGUGGACGAGGGCGAAGAGUUAACGGAGAAUGACAUCGACCUGAUCUACCAGAAAGCGCAAAGGGGAGACAAGACUAUGGGGGAAAUGGAGCCCCCAGAUACCUUCACGCUCACUUUGCGAGGUUAUCAGAAACAAGCUCUAUUAUGGAUGCAUUCCAUUGAGCUCGGGAAAAUGGACGCGCGGGAGGCGAGUUCGAUGCAUCCUCUGUGGAGCCAAUACAUAUUCCCGUCACCUCAGACCGGAGGUUUCAUCGACCUGACUGCGGAGGACAAAGUCUUUUACUUCAACGCGUAUUCCGGUGAGCUGAGCCUGGAGUUCCCCAGAGCGGAACGUAAAGGCCGAGGGGGUAUUCUUGCUGACGAGAUGGGUAUGGGCAAGACCAUCGAACUGGCCGCCCUCAUUCACACUAACUGCGAACCGGAUACCGAGCGCCCGGCAGACGAAGCAAGCUCCGGCAACAAGCAUCGACAACUGAAACUGAAUGCUGCUUUCAAGAAAGCGCCACGCCGCACAUCCAAGAAACCACCUUCAGCCACAUUGAUUGUCGCGCCCACAUCUCUGCUGGCUCAAUGGGAGGCCGAGCUUCUGCGCUGCAGCAAGCCUGGCACUGUCAAAGUCAUCCUGUGGCAUGGGCAGAACCGGCUCGAUCUGCAAGAUGCGCUGGACGAUGACGAAGGCGGCGAGGAGGGCAGCUCGCCCAUCAGGGUUGUCAUUACAUCAUACGGGGUGCUUGCUUCUGAGCACGCAAAAGCGAGAUCGCCCGUAUUCGACGUCGAAUGGCUCCGUAUCGUUCUAGACGAAGCGCAUUCGUGCAAAUCAAGGACGAGCAAGACGGCCAAAGCUGUGUAUGCUCUUCAUGCGAGAAGGCGAUGGGCUGUGACCGGGACCCCGAUCGUGAACAAGCUGGAGGAUCUCUUUUCGUUGCUGUUCAUUACGAUGCCGUUCCUGGCGCGAGACCCGAAAGCAAUCGAGAUUGUGCAGAUCAUUCUCGAGUCCAUCCUCCUCCGGCGGGAGAAGACGAUGCUUGAUACCAAUGGGAAGCGUAUCGUUGAGAUCGAUUAUCUCGAGUUCUCAUCGCUGGAGCGGAGGAUAUAUAACAGCCUUUUCAUUUCUGCAAAACGCGACUUCGAAGACCUGCACGCCAAAGGCUUGGUUGGCAAAAACUACACCCACAUCUUGGCGAUGCUGAUGAGGCUCCGCCGAGCUGUGCUUCAUCCCAACUUGGUGCUUUCAAGCAACAGCAAGUCUGGUGGCGGCGAGGACGAAGAGAACGACAUUGACGUGAACGAACUGAUCAAGCGCUUUGCCAAUGAUGCGAGCGAGAGCAACGUGUUUGCGAAGAACGCUUUGGAGAAUCUGGACGUGGAUGAGCAGGACGCCGAGUGUCCGGCGGCUGAAUUGGGCAGCUGCAAGGAUUGCAUAGUGACGUUGUGCGCGACAGCUGCAGAACAAGGGAAGGAGCUUUGCUGUCCGACUUGUUCGCGAGGGCCGAUCCAGGAAUCUGAACUGAUCGAGGUCUUUCGCCCGCCCAGCAGCUCUCAAGAUCCACAGCCUAGUGUCGUUCUGAGGAAGAAUGACUUCCGGUCAUCAACGAAGCUGGACGCACUGGCACUGAAUCUCCGAAAGCUGAGGGACCAAGACCCGUGCUUCCGCGCUGUCGUGUUUUCCCAAUUCACGUCCUACCUGGAUUUGAUACAGACCGUCCUGAAACGCGAACAGUUUGAGCACUAUCGCUUCGAUGGAUCCAUGGAUGUCAAGGCCCGGGGUGCGGCUCUCGAGCAGUUCAGAGCGCCGACGAGGAAACCGAAGGUGCUAGUCGUCAGUUUGAAAGCCGGCGGUGUCGGACUGAACCUCACUUGCGCCAACCACGUGUUUAUGAUGGAUUGUUGGUGGAAUGCGGCGACGGAAAACCAGGCGAUCGACCGCGUCCAUCGCAUCGGGCAGGAGAAAACGGUCUAUGUCAAGCAUUUCAUUAUCUCGAACACGAUCGAAGGCCGGAUUCUGCAGAUACAAAAGCGCAAGACCGCGAUCGUCAAGGAAGCUUUCAGGGGUAGCGGUUCUGGUUCAUCGCGUUCGGAUCCGGAGAGCAUCGAGAAUCUCAAGAUCAUGUUUGGGGAGGGGGGAGACGAUCUAUGAGUUCGAAGGAGACUUCUAUAUCAUAUCCUGCCUCAUCCCGACGGACUCGGAUGAGUAUAUGUAUAGAGAGAUCGAUUGAGGGAUUGAUUAAGAUAACUCCAACCACGCGCGCGUGCAUCCACCCAUCAUGCAGACAGGUGAAUCUGGUGAUGCGGGAGAGC
Mycena citricolor is the source of this 3388-nucleotide messenger RNA. The record is from the annotation of a GenBank genome assembly. Lineage: Eukaryota; Fungi; Basidiomycota; Agaricomycetes; Agaricales; Mycenaceae.